This is a messenger RNA of Coccidioides immitis RS, 1455 nucleotides long. RefSeq lists its product as uncharacterized. The record is from RefSeq and is a predicted model, not a curated record. Lineage: Eukaryota; Fungi; Ascomycota; Eurotiomycetes; Onygenales; Onygenaceae. The coding region runs from base 1 to 1455 and encodes 484 amino acids. The transcript has 4 exons.
AUGUCAUGUAUCUUUGAGCAGCUUAACCGCCAUGAAAAUCCCGAUGCAAACAUCACAAACAUCGGUCAAACAACCACAAAGUACAAAACCCGAAGCAUUCUCAAAGUUUCUGCGAACCGCAACGAAAAUAGUACGUGGCAGUUCACGCACGCUGGAAGCUUGGAAAUUCAUGUUUUUCUAGCAAUUGCAUUAUCAAUUGAGUCGCUCCCGGCGAUCAUCGAAGCCAUGGCCUCCGUUUCCAAACUCCGACGAGUGCUUAUCACCGGCACCUUGUCGGUAGCGAUAGCAUCCGGAGCGCUCUACGGAGCAAGCUUGAAAAUGAAGCAGGAAUCUAAGCAGGAAGCGCGGAAACGGCAGAAUUUGACGCCGCAGGAGAAGAUUGACGCGCUGUUGGUUGUUCGAGAGGGGUUGAUGCGGAAGAAGGAGACGUUGGAGGAGCAGAUUCGGGAGAUUGAAGAGAGAGAAAGGAGGAAAGACAGAGCUGGGGCUGGCGGUGGUGAAAGCCGCGGCGUGGAACCCACGAGCGAUGAAUGUACGCGCGAACUGCGGGGUGGGGAUAGCGGAUCAAACGGUGACAAGAGAGGCAAGGAAGAUUUCACCAGGCUUGUCAACUUUGACCGGUCACCAGCAAUACCUGAUAACUGGAAGGAGAUCAAUGAAAGAUUGGUUCGAACCCGUCCCUCCCUUUCGCCAUCAAAGUUCUCUGAUGGGGAGUUCCGGAAAUUCAAACGAGCGGAUACACACGCAUCUAAAGAGAAGCCAGUGACAACCACAGUGAUUCCAAUUAUCGAAGGCGAUAUCGGCGAUCCUAAAUGUACCGGAGGAGGGUAUGUGUUCGGCAAUCUUGCCCCCUUAACUGAUGGCACGCUGGCUCAAGCCAAACCGGAUCACUUUUAUGGUGCGCGUCCUGAACAGCUUGAUCGUCAAAUCCGCAAAGAACUUAGUGAUCAGAUUAUUCCAUCAAUCCAGAAUGACCUUCCCAUGGCACCAAACUUCUUUCUGGAGGCAAAAGGCCCUGACGGAUCCCUUGCGGUGGCUACACGGCAAGCUUGCUAUGAUGGCGCACUAGGAGCCCGAGGCAUGCAUUCGCUUCAGUCAUACCGACAGGAUAAAUCAAUGAAUCGACCUACGACAACAAUGCUUACGUUAUUACGUCAACCUAUCACGGUGAAGGAAAUGAGGGACAACUUUAUUGCAAUGGCGAAUGAACACCUCUCUGAUGCUCAAUUUGAACACCAAACAGCUUCAAUUGUUGCUGUUGUUUCACAGGUCUCUGAUGCAUCGACUGUGUCCAACAAAACUGAGUAUCAGGAUGCGCAGUGGAGUUUCACGGCUCCUAUUGAAGGCAGGGAGGAAGAGUUUCAAACCCCGGGCAGAGAUCCCAAAAAGCAGAAGGUCAGUUCCAUUGUCUCUGGCGAUUCAGUUAGCAAUAAUCCCACUGGAUGCCCGAACUAA